Rotaria sp. Silwood1 is the source of this 1278-nucleotide messenger RNA. The record is from the annotation of a GenBank genome assembly. NCBI's taxonomy places the organism in Eukaryota, Metazoa, Rotifera, Eurotatoria, Philodinida, Philodinidae.
AUGCCGGAGUUCAAAGCGUUCAAGGAUCAGGUUUAUGAAACAUUGAAGAGUAAAUACGAUUCAUCAAAUUUAUUUGUCGAUCCAGAGUUUCCAACUACAAUUAAAUCACUCGCCGAGCACAAGGAGGGAAAAGCUGAAACUAUUGUAUGGAAAAGACCAAAGGAUAUUAAUCCAAAUGCUCAAUUUGUUGUUAAUUCUUAUGAAAAAGAAGAUUUAAAUCAAGGAGAAGUUGGAAACUGUUGGUUCAUUGCUGGUUGUGGUGCCAUUACAUUAAAUAAACCUUUUCUUGAGCGAGUAAUUCCUCAAGAUCAAUCAUUCGACGAAAGUACUUAUGCCGGUAUUUUUCAUUUCCGAUUUUGGCUCUAUGGUGAAUGGCUCGAUGUUGUCAUUGAUGAUCAAUUACCAUGUACUCAAGACGGUGGAUUUAUUUAUUGUCGAAAUGUGAAAGACAAAAAUGAAAUGUGGGCUCCAUUACUUGAGAAAGCUUAUGCAAAAGUUCAUGGCUCUUAUCAAACAUUGGAUGGAGGUCAUAUGAAUGAAGCUCUCAUUGAUAUGACAGCAGGGCUUGAUGAAACCUUUAAACUAUCCAAACUUGAUGCGAAAAACGAUAAGCAACCUAAUUAUAAAGAAACAAUCAAGCGAAUAAUGUAUCAAGCAUAUGCCAAAAACUCUAUGCUUGGUUGUUCUAUCAAUGCAGAUCCGUUAAAACCAGAAGAAUCGCUUAGCAGUGGUUUGAUUGCAGGACACGCAUAUAUUGUUAUUGACGUUCAGGAUAUAACAACAAAUAACGAUCAAAAGGUCUCACUUGUUAAAGUUCGUAAUCCUUGGGGAAGUGGUGGCGAAUGGAAUGGUAACUGGUCUGAUAACUCAACAGUAUGGGAUACCGUUAGUGACGAAGUAAAAGAGAAGUUAAAAUAUAAAAAGCUUGAUGAUGGCGAAUUCUGGAUGUCAUUCGACGAAUUUUUUUCUAACUUUCAUGAAGUUGAUAUUUGUCAUUGUGGUCCAUCAUCAUUCGAAGCUAUAGCAAAGCAAGAAGAUUCUUCGAAACCAGUUGAUCAAUCUGAGACUGAAGAAGAAUGUGCGUUUAAAGGCGAAGAAUUUUCUGAACUAGAUUAUGACACGAUCGGACCAGAUGAUGACACGCUCGACAUAAUUGUUGAAAUCAUUGACCCUGAUGAAAUGACCGAAACGACUGAUGAAACCGAUCAGCCAACAGAUGCUGAAGAUCCCAACGCACAAGAAGAUUCGAAUGCAGAUGCAAACAAUGAGGCAACAUAA